AUGAAUACACCCAACACAGAAACAAACACAACGAUGCAUCAAGGAGGUCUUUCCCUGGACCUCCUGGAAGCAGCCCGUUCCGCCAUUGCCACCGCUAUAUCGAAGAAACUCGAAAUCGAACCCGUCACUCGCAUCCAAAAAACCAUAACCCGUCCGAACAAGAAAGGAUUGGGGGAUUUGACAUUUCGCAUCGGCAAUAUACAAGCGGCCACGUCAGGACAGAGCAAAGAACAAGAUAUUGUCGAAGCCAUCUUUGGCUGCUUUCAAGAGCUCCAGGAUGGCCCCGAAGCCUCUGACUUUUCCAACUGUGUCGAAUCCUGGUGGCAGCCAAUGGAUUCUCGCAUUACCGUGAACCUGAAGGUGGGCGACAAAGCACAGAUACAUGACUGCUUUCAAGAGCUACUGGAUUGUCCAUUAGCCGCUGAGUUUUCCAAGUUUGUCGAGUCCUGGACGCAGCCAUCCGAUUCUCGAAUUGAUGUGAAUCUGAAGAUGGGCUACUCACCCGAGGUUCGAGAACUUUUUCAAGAGCUCUUGGGUUGUCCCGAAGCUUCUGACUUUUCCAGCCGUGUCAAAUACUGGUCGAAGCCACCCGGUCACAUUGCUGUGAACCUAAAGGUGGGAUACACGGCCCAGAUACUGCGGGCCAUUACUCAACAUGAUUAUUUGGCCAAGUUGACUCUGCCGCAUGCCGCGCAGCAGCAAGCCAUGAUUGAAUAUUCCCAGCCAAACACCCACAAAGCUUUUCAUGCGGGACAUAUGCGAAACGUCGCAUUGGGAGAUUGUCUGGUCCGGCUCAAGGAACACUGUGGCCACUCCGUCAUUGCAGCCAACUACUUUGGAGAUGAGGGAGCUCAUGUUGCCAAGUGCCUCUGGCGACUCAAGCAGAAAUUGGAAGAAUCUAAUUGCACGGAUGUAACUGACCUGAACAUUCCCCAAGAGCAGCGAGGGGAGUAUCUGGGCACGUUGUAUAAAGAAGCGGUCGAGCUGGUCUCUUUGGGUUCUCUGACAUCGAUCUCCUGUCCAGGUGCGAUUGUUGCGAAAGUCUUGACGAAGCAACCGCAUCCAAAGAAACCGGAAUCUUGGAAUGUUUGCACGUUGGAAAUUGGGUCUGGAAAACCUGUCACAGUCGUUUGCGCCGGAACUGACUAUGAAGCCGGCCAACUGGUAGCCUACAUGGCGAUUGGGAACACCUUCAAGAAGAAAGAGGUAGUCCCAACCGAUAUGCUGGGGGUAAAGUCGACGGGAAUGAUCCUCGGUUAUUCCGAGGUUGGUGUGCCGAACCCAAACCCUCCCAAAGCCGAGAAACCCCAAUCCAAAAAGUCCAAGAAGAAGAAGAGUGGCCAAGAGGAGGCCAGUUCAAUCUGCAUUGUGACGACUGAUGGCGCCGCACCGGGAACGUCCCUGACUGAGCUGGGUCGGUUUCCAGACCUCAACGAGCCGUCGGACCGAACGGUGGAAGUCAUUCUUGCUCGCCGACAAACACAGGUGGCGAAUGUUCUUGCAGCGUUGGAAUCUGGAGACCCUGAAUGGUGUUCACUUUGGGACACCACAAAGCAAUGGUCUCUUGACGAGUUCAAAAACAUCUACGAUUGGCUCGGUGCUCGAUUCGAUGUCGACUUUUUCGAAUCGGAAGUCUCACAGCCUUCCAUGCAACUGGUGCAGGAGUACUUAGAUAAGGGUGAAGUCUUUCAGGAACAGCAAGGAGCGAUUGGAGCAGUACUGGAUGACUACAAGCUGCCCUUCCUUAUGGUGGUCAAAUCCAAUGGAUCCGGACUCUAUGCCACGAAAGAUCUUGCUCUGGCCAAGCGCAAGUUCGAGGAGUUCAAGAUUGACGAGUCCAUCUACGUCGUGGACAAGGCCCAGUCGCUGCACUUCCAGCAGGUCUUUGCAACGCUUCACAAAAUGGGUUUUGCCAACGCCGACAAGUCGGUGCAUCUGGCAUACGGGCAAGUCGUCCGACCCGAAGGCAAAAUGUCCUCGCGAUCUGGAACUGUGAUCUAUUUUUCAGCUCUCAAAAAUGCCUUGACACAAGCUAUUGACGAAAAGUUCCUCAACAAAUACAAGGAGGAGGGCUCGUGGACAGAAGAGCAAAUCCUGGAGGCCAACCGAGCCAUUGCGGUGGGGACCAUCCGAUACGGAAUGUUGAACGUGGACCCCACCAUGGAUAUCACGUUCGAGCUGGAGGCAUGGACCGCCAAGAAGGGAAACACGGGCCCGUACUUGAUGUAUGCCUAUGCCCGAAUCAAGUCAAUCCUUUCGAAAGCUACCAACAUGCAGCUGGGUUCCAAGAAAGAUGUUGACGUCUCUCUUCUGAGCUCGGUUCAGGACCGAAGCCUCCUGGUCCACAUGACACAAUUCUGGCCUGCUGUUUUGAAGUCAGCCUCCCAGUGCAAGCCCAACGAACUUUGCAAGUUCCUGUAUGUGUUGGCUCAAGAAUUCAUGUCUUGGUAUGAGGCUUCUCCCAUCUUGAAGGAUUAUGUCCCACCAGAGCUGAAGCAUGCCCGACUCCAGUUUGUGGAGGCAGUUGCGGCAGUGCUGAAGACUGGGAUUGAAUUGCUUGGGAUGUCGGCCUUAGAACGAAUGUAG
Molecule: messenger RNA, 2586 nt
Organism: Seminavis robusta
Lineage: Eukaryota; Bacillariophyta; Bacillariophyceae; Naviculales; Naviculaceae
Source: the annotation of a GenBank genome assembly